CGGUGAUAAAGUGAGGAGCGAACAAAAAACCCUUUAUUACGCUCAGUAUUAAAUAUCAUUCAUGGCAAUAAUAGUAGACCACGACGACACUAGGUUCAUUACAAUACACUUCUAUCAUUCGGGUUGUGCUCAUCCAGUUUGGUUAUCCCAUUGUCAGUUACACCAUUGUGCACGGAGCUGACAACAGUUGUCUUUAGUUCUGAAUAGGAUUACCACAUAUACACAGCGUGUCCGCUCUUUCCACAACUGCAACAAUUAAUUGCACCGAAUGUACAAAUCGAUGGCCUAUAAUAUGUUGAAGCUGCUCUUGUUGCGUAAGAGUAUUAUUUUAUUUGUUUUCUCAUACCUUAUGUAUGGAUUAUGGACUCAACAAUUAUUUCCUUCUGAAAUGAUUGAAGUUGCGGAGGAAGUUGAGGUGCGACUGAAGGACGUGGAAAGGUUCAGAGUUAUUGACACUGACAAGUUUUUAAAUGCAAAUAGAAUACAAGCUGGAUCGAGAAAAAGCGUUUGCUUAGUCACUGCUGCAAUAAGUGGCCCUACCUUAAGUGGUGGAAUUGCAUCUGCUUUCCAUAAUCUCGCAUUGCACCUGGGAGAAGAUGAACGAUUCGAGGUUUACGUGUUAUAUACUCCACACCCGUACUACCAAUCUGGAACUGUUACAGAGCAUACUCGCUUCUUCAAAGAACACAACGUCACAUUCAUUACUUUACCUGGUGGAAGUGAUAAGUAUUACGGUUCACCUUUGAUGGUACGUUCUUAUAGAGUAAUGCAGUAUCUGCUGCAUGCAACGACAAGGUUCGAUAUCAUUUCCUUUCACGAUUACAUGGGACUUGGGUACUAUACCACCAUGCUUAAGAGACAAGGGCUAGGGUUCUCUAAGUCUGUUUUGAUGGCGCAACUGCACAGCACCUUGCUCUGGUCGGACAUAUUAGGCGAACGGUCUCCGAAAUCAUAUCAUACAUUGGGUUAUUAUCACAUGGAGAAGAAAAGUAUAGAAUGGGCGGACGUUCGGAUAUCACCCAGUCGCUACUACCUCGACUGGCUAGAGUCUAGUUUCAUGCCCGCACGACUCUCUAACGGGCAUAAUUUCGUUCUCCACAAUCUCGUAUAUCCCCUGCCCACUCCUACUUCUGAAAAGAUAUCAAAAUUUUCUAACCAUUUAGUUUUCUUUAGUCGGUUAGAAGUGCGAAAGGGUUUGUUUGUAUUUCUUCAAGCUUUGAAAAAGGAAAUCAAAGGUGUAGGUGCAAUUACAUUUCUAGGACCCAAGGUAAAUAUAGACGGGGAGUCAUCGAUCUCUGUUAUUGAGAGCUCUGUGAAUAGCAUUGAGUGGAUCACCAGCAACGGUGUUGAAGUCAACUUCGUAACUGACAAAGGAUCCGCCGCUGCGAUCCAGCAUAUAAAAGCUACUAAUGGGAUAGCAGUCAUGCCAACUCUAGGAGAGAACUCCCCAUAUGUGGUAUUAGAAAUGAUAGCCCAUCGAGUCCCUUUCAUCACGACAAACGCUGGUGGGGGUUUGGAGCUUAUAGAUAGAGUUUCUCCGGAUAAUAUCGUACGAGCGGGGUGUGUUAGAUGUUUGUAUGGUUCACUUCAAAAAGCUAUGUCAGAAAAUGGUCUACAACCAGUGGGCCCAAGUGUGCCGUUCGAUGUAGCUCGUUCAAAUUACCUCGAUGUCUUGGAAGUCCUGGGGAGUUGGAACGAGCCGGCGGAAAUCACUCCUGCAAAAUACGGUGGCUAUAGUGUGGUAUUCGGGAUCACAUCACAUGACCGUCCAGAGACACUGAUCAAAGCCGUCGAAAGUGUUCUCGAUCAAGACUACGAUCACUCUUCGAUACGAAUAAUUGUGGUCGACGACGCUUCGACGGCGCCAGGGAUAGAAAAAGUAUUAGAAAAAAUUCGUCAACUUGCUGUAAAGGAAAGGGUCGCAAUCGAUGUAAUUCGUAAUGAGGAGAACAAAUUUGUCGCAGCUAACCGCAACUAUAUAUUCAACAUUGGAGUUGAACAACGUGCUGAUUAUGUUUGCUUAUUGGACGACGACGAUGUGUUGUACGCAGAUAUGACCCGAAAUUUCAUGACGGUCGCAGCCAAUACCGACGCAGAUGUGCUUGUAAGCUUGAGCGAUAACUUCAUAUCGAAGUCGGAUGGAAACCGAGUUUUCUCACACUUAUCAUUAGCUUUAGGAAAUUCAGUGGGAGUCAAUACCAUAGUCAAUUUCAUAGGGAAAGGAACACUGUGUGCCAAGCCUAAAGUUGUGGCCUCUUUUCGAGGUCACGAUGCUGAUUCGGAACUAUCGAACUCGCCUUUCGUCGACUGGCAAAUGUUGACAAGGGCGUACCUCAACAAUUGCAACAUAGAAUUAGUUCCUUUGCCAGCUUAUCGAUAUACUCAAAAUUCGAAGGAUAGUCUUCUUCAUGAACGUAAUGGCCGCCAUGAUAUCUUCAGGGGUCACAUGAAAAUUGUAAGAGAUAUUUUAGCAGGUACCCCCGAACACCUCAGAGAUUUCAUGUAUUAUAGUCUAAUGAAAUUACGUCGACCGGAACUGUCAAGCGAUGGAAUAUUCUAGAGUCUAUAGAACUUACUCUUCACCCAUAAUUGUCAGCUCAAAGCCUCAAACAACAAAAAAUAAAUCCAUGAAGAGUUAUGAG
Molecule: messenger RNA, 2642 nt
Organism: Sphaeroforma arctica JP610
Lineage: Eukaryota; Ichthyosporea; Ichthyophonida
Exons: 2
Coding region: 269-2560 (763 amino acids)
Source: RefSeq, a predicted model, not a curated record